UCCCCUCCCCCCCCGAUGAGUGGCGCGCCGUGGCCCUCGUCGAAUGGCAGCCGGCUCGCCGACGGGCGCGGCGAGGCUUCCUCCGACGAGUGCAGCGAGAGGGGCGAGCUGGGCGCGCGGGAUGCCGCAGGGCACCGACGCGGCUUGCCCGGCGGCAGGCCGACGGCACUGCUGGCCGUGGCCGCGUGCCUCGGCUGCGUGCUCGCCGCGCAGGUGCUGCGCGGCUCCGGCCGGCGGGGCCUCGACCGCCCUGGGGCGGUCCAGCUGGAGACGGAGGUUCAGAAGACUGGAGCCUGAGCGGUGAGGGCAAGGGCUGCUCGAAUUGGAGAGAGAUCGCUCUGUCGGACUUCGUGCAGUUCGACCAGUCGUCGGCAGUCAAGGACUGUGGAGACCUGUGCAGGGAUACGUUCGGAUGCAUGGCCUUCGGCUUACAGCCAGUCGCCUGCGACGGCAAGGAGCAGGUUGCUGCUGGAGCUUGCUGUCUCUGGGGUGCGAAAUGCGAGCAGGAAGCGAACGAAUGCUGGAAUCAUUAUGAUAUGAAACACAACUAUACGCCAUUACCUUGGACACUUGCCAAACGAGGGACAGGCUGCGCAAACUACAUCCACAUCAAGAUGCAAGAAGCCGUAUGCAGCUGGGCCAAUGAGUGCGGCGAGAAGUGUAGCCAUUUGGAUGGUUGUACAGCGUUCAACUUUCAGCCCAAGACAUGCCCAGGCCCCGACUCGCAUGUGGAAGGCGCGUGCCAUUUGUUCAAUGGCUCGUGCGAUGAGGAGGACAAUCCAUGUUGGGACUACUAUACGAUGUCACCGACGCCACCUUCGGCACCAUCGCAACCUUCGAGGCCAACUUCGACGGCAACGAUUGUGCUUGCACAGUCCGCAUCGGCCGCCAGCGACGAGCUUGUUGUUGUUGUUGACAAUGACGAUGACCACGGGGAACCGUUGAAGCCGCUUAACAUCAUCGAGAUUCCGCUCACUUAG
This is a messenger RNA of Prorocentrum cordatum, 980 nucleotides long. Lineage: Eukaryota; Dinophyceae; Prorocentrales; Prorocentraceae. The record is from the annotation of a GenBank genome assembly.